Bipolaris victoriae FI3 is the source of this 240-nucleotide messenger RNA. RefSeq lists its product as hypothetical. The record is from RefSeq and is a predicted model, not a curated record. The transcript has a single exon. NCBI's taxonomy places the organism in Eukaryota, Fungi, Ascomycota, Dothideomycetes, Pleosporales, Pleosporaceae. The annotation marks the transcript as partial.
UUCGAUAUUUAUGUGGAUAUUUCAAUGCUAGGUCCUGUGUCAUCAAAUUAUGUUACUCGAGUGUCUCCUCUUUACAAAUAUUUUCCUUCCCCACUGAUCCUUUUGAAUAAGAACGGUAAAUGGGCUUGUAGCCACCAGCUAUGUGAACGGUGUACUAGUCAGAGUCUUACACUAGCUGCAUUCAGCUGCAUUAAUGAGGCGACUGUCUUCUGUAUCAAUGGAAACGUUAUGAGCAUUUGA